AACAAUCUACGCAUGGGCGAAGUGAGAAGCGUGACAUUUGGGAAAUAACUUGAGAUAACGUUAUACAUUUAUGUUCUGAAUAUUAAACCAAUAUGGGUAAGAAGAAGUCUGGGGGAGGAGGUUCCGGACUCGGAAGAGCCUUAAUAAAAGAGAGAUUGACCGCUGGUCGCGGAGUUAGAAGGAAUGAUACCUGGCUUCACACCACUGAGCUGAACGAUGGAUAUGAUUGGGGUCGCCUGAACUUACAGUCGGUGACAGAGCAGAGUUCUCUUGAUGAUUUUUUGGCUACUGCUGAACUAGCAGGAACAGAAUUUGUGGCAGAAAAACUAAACAUCAAGUUCGUACCAGCCGAAGCAAGGGCUGGUCUUUUAACUCCCGAAGAAUCAAAUCGAAUUAAACAACUUCAUGAAAAAAAUAAACAAUUUCUACGCAUUCCUCGCAGACCACAAUGGGAUGAAAACACAAGUCCUGAGGUAUUGCAACAAACUGAACGAGACAGUUUUUUGCAGUGGAGGCGAGAACUGGCAUCACUUGAGGAGGAGCAAAAGUUGAUUCUCACUCCGUUUGAGAGGAAUCUGGAUUUCUGGAGGCAGUUGUGGAGAGUCAUAGAGAGGAGUGAUGUUGUGGUUCAGAUUGUGGAUGCCAGGAAUCCCUUGCUCUUUCGUUGCCCAGAUCUGGAAAUGUAUGUGAAAGAGACCUCUGAGCAGAAGGUGAACAUGCUGUUGUUGAAUAAGGCCGACUUGUUGACCCGUGAGCAGCGGCGAGUCUGGGCACGCUACUUCCAGAAGGAGGGCAUCAGGGCAGUGUUCUGGUCAGCCCUUGCAGAAGGGCUAAGACUGGAUGCAGAAGAGAAGGGAGAAGAACCGCUGGAAGACGAGGAUAAGACUGCUUCAGAAGAGGAAGAAGAAGCACAUUUGCCUGGGGCUCCCUUUGGGCAGAAAAGGAAAGAAAGAGAAGGCCAAGAGGAGGAGGAGGGUGACCAAGAGGUAUCAGACUCUGAGGGCUCUGGAGAAGAGGAGGACUGGCAGAGCUGCUCUGAAGAAGAGGAGGAAGAUAACGAGGGAGCAGCGAAGCAGAGCGCAGAAAAUGGGGGACCACAGAAUGACCUGAAGUUCCGCAACUCCAGCCGCUUGCUCCAGAAAACUGAGCUGCUGAACAUCUUCAAAUCUGCCCAUUCUGGUGCCACCUGUAAAGAAGGCCAGAUCACCGUGGGUUUGGUCGGUUAUCCUAAUGUGGGUAAAAGUUCCACAAUCAACACCAUUCUCAGAAAUAAGAAAGUCUCAGUGUCUGCCACACCUGGUCACACCAAACACUUCCAGACUCUGUUUGUGGAGGCUGACCUGUGCCUGUGUGACUGCCCCGGCCUGGUCAUGCCAUCGUUCGUGUCCACUAAGGCAGAGAUGAUGUGCUGUGGCAUCCUGCCCAUUGAUCAGUUGCGGGACCACGUGCCUGCCAUCUCCUUAGUGUGCCAGACUAUUCCUCGGGCAGUGUUGGAGGGCACCUAUGGCAUCAACAUCAUCCGGCCACGAGAGGAUGAGGACCCCCACCGGAAGCCCUCAGCUGAGGAGCUGCUAACAGCCUAUGGAUACAUGAGGGGCUUCAUGACGACACACGGGCAGCCUGACCAGCCGCGCUCCUCCCGCUACAUCCUGAAGGAUUACGUCAGCGGAAAGCUCCUGUACUGUCACCCUCCCCCUCACAUCAACCCCAAGGACUUCCAGCCCCAGCACAGCCAGUUUGAGGAGCGGCCUCUGGAUCUGUUGGACUCUGGCACAAACAAACAGACCAAAGUGAAACGGAUAGAAAACACAGUGGACAAACACUUCUUCCAUCAGGAGAACGUGCGAGCGCUGACCCGGGGGGUGCAGAUGGUGAUGGGCUACAAGCCGGGCAGUGGGCCCCAGGCGCAGGGUGCGGCCAGCACGGAGCAGCAAGCAGGGAAGCCCUGGAAGAAACACGGCAACAGGAACAAGAAGGAGAAGAUCCGCAGACUCACCAAACACCUGGACGCUUAACUGAGCUGUAGUAAUGAGUAUUUUUACCUCAUGAGCUCAGAACCCCCCAGACCCCUUUUGAUUUGAUUAAACCUGAUCAUGGCUGGUCAUAACACAGGCACAGAAUACUGGUAAGUCAUCUUGGGGUGUGUAAUCUUUCAAAUGCUUUUAGGAGUAUGGACAUUCCACUGACAUUUUCAGUGCUGUUAAUCUCCAGAAUCUUCUGGACUGAACACUUGAAAAGACUUGAUAUUUUUCCAUCUCGCUCAAAUGCCUUGAUUUGACAUCAAGGAAUCCUGAAUUAGAUGUCUGCCUUUCAGUCCCACAGGUAUCUUUUAUAAUAUCUCUCAAAAACUGUUUGGUAAUAAAGUUUUAUGUGUCCCACACUAAAGUAUAUAUAAAACUCGAUCUAAUGCUAAAUAAAUCAGAUGCACAUCUGG
Sardina pilchardus (European sardine) is the source of this 2434-nucleotide messenger RNA. RefSeq names its product large 60S subunit nuclear export GTPase 1 (gene lsg1). The record is from RefSeq and is a predicted model, not a curated record. The transcript is spliced from 14 exons. NCBI's taxonomy places the organism in Eukaryota, Metazoa, Chordata, Actinopteri, Clupeiformes, Clupeidae. Gene Ontology annotation, molecular function: GTP binding; GTPase activity. Gene Ontology annotation, cellular component: cytosol. Gene Ontology annotation, biological process: ribosomal subunit export from nucleus. The coding region runs from base 93 to 2015 and encodes 640 amino acids.